GCUGUGUUGAGUUGGUGGUGGAUUUGCCUGCGUGCCCUGUUAGGCUGGCGGGGGAGUCGCCAUGGCGCCCAAAGGAAAGGUAGGAACCAAAGGCAAAAAGCAGAUAUUUGAAGAAAACAAGGAUACGCUCAAAUUCUACCUACGAAUCAUCCUAGGGGCGAAUGCCAUUUACGGAAUUGUCAACCUUGGGAUCUUCUACAUAACAGCCACCAUUUGGACGUGGGUUGCCUUUGUGUUCAGCUUGAUGGUCUAUGGGGCCAGUUACCAAUCCAUGAGGUCAAUGGCCAAGCCUACUUUUGCAGAGGGUGGCAGCCUCGCCGAUGGCGGAAUUGAUCUGAAUAUGGAGCAGGGAAUGGCAGAGCAUCUGAAGGAUAUGAUUUUGCUUACCGCCAUUGUCCAAGUGCUCAGUUGUUUUUCCCUCUAUAUGUGGUACUUUUGGCUCUUGGCUCCGGGGCGAGCACUCUAUCUCCUUUGGGUUAACCUCCUGGGUCCUUGGCUCACCGCGGAAUCUCCGGCUGCCAAUCAAGAGCCCAACGAGAAGAAACAGCGUCGGCAAGAACGCCGGCAGAUGAAACGUUUUUAGCUGCGCUGCUGAGCAUGGAUGUCAGGCCACCUUGGGUCUCCAUGUGGCUGUUUAUCAGGGAUUUGAACCAAUCAGAAAACAUCGGGGGAUUCCCCCCCCCUCCUUUCUGGCCCUUGCUCUCCCCCUGACAUCUGUUCAUCCUAAGGCUAGACGGUUUGCAAUGGGAGGAGUGGGGAGGGGCGAACCCCAGGCAAAUCUUUUUGCUUUUUUCUGCCUUAUGGCAGGAGGAGGGAGAUCGCAGGGAGAGGGCUGCAGAUGUGUAAAUACCUUUCUAAAAUGAUGCUCUUAAUAUGAAUCGGACGAUGAAGGCCUUUCAGUGUUGGAAGCAAUUAAAGAAACACCUGCACACACAAAACGGUCGCCAUAAGAGGGCCUGCAGUUUGCGUGGGUUUCCUUUGGACUCUUCAUUUACUCUCCUGUUUUCAUGAUCGUUCUUGUUCUGACCCAGCUCCCCAAACGGGACAAAACCCUCUGAAGUGAACUCAAAGAUUCCUUUAAUGAGAGCCAGCAGCCCUGGCAAGAAGUUUCUCUCUAAACGCAGGCUAACAAGUCCAUCCGUCUGGAAGAUGAAUAGUUGUCCGCCACAUCUAUUCAUCUCUGCCCCCCUGUCUUUUACCCGCAGAGCUAGGGU
Molecule: messenger RNA, 1214 nt
Organism: Ahaetulla prasina
Lineage: Eukaryota; Metazoa; Chordata; Lepidosauria; Squamata; Colubridae
Gene: TMEM208
Product: transmembrane protein 208
Exons: 6
Coding region: 62-583 (173 amino acids)
Biological process (GO): vacuolar protein processing
Cellular component (GO): intracellular membrane-bounded organelle
Source: RefSeq, a predicted model, not a curated record